GCAGCAACUUGCUGUUGUUUCUGGUCAAGUGCUGUGAAGAGGUGGGGAAUGAAUGUUUAUGUUUCCGACUAAAGUGCUUCUUUUGUAAAUCACUUUCGAGCUCCAGAGCCAUGCAAAGGCUGAGGUUGAAGGUUGAAUUAAAAUUCCUGCACUUAUAAUUAUCUCCUGCUGUUGUCCUUUACGGACCCACAUGUACAUACAUGUGUACAUAUGUACUUCCUUUCACCGCAUGUAUUUUCAAAUGUCAAUUAGUUGAGUUAAUUGAGCGAAAGUGCAAAAUGUGAACCGCAAUAUCGUUUAUAUAAAUUUACGGAAUUCACUCGCCUCUGUCAAUCUUUUGGCUUCUAUUGUCCCCUUGCCUCCCCUGGUCCACAGUCUUUUGGCCUUUGUUGGGGCAGCAGAGCCCUUUUGCGAGGCCAGCUUUGCGCAGUUCGAGGAGCUGUCGUUGAACAAGCGCAUGAACAGGUGAACAGGUGGCCAAGAACGAGGAGGCCACCGAGGAGGACGACAUCGAUGUGGAGCUGCGCCUGUCGCGCUUCGAAUAAGUGGCCGAAUGUGUACGACAUCUGGACCUCGUAUCUAAGCAAGUUCCUCGCGCGCUACGGGGGCACAAAGCUGGAGCGGGCCCGCGACCUCUUCGAACAGUGCCUGGAUCAGUGACCCGCUGAGCAAUCCAAGUACUUUUACCAGCUCUACGCGAAGCUGGAGGAGGAGCACGGCCUGGCCCGGCAUGCCAUGUCCGUCUACGAUCGCGCCACGUCCGCCGUCAAGGAAGAGAAGAUGUUCGACAUGUACAACAUAUUCGUGAAGAAGGCCGCCGAGAUCUACGGCCUGCCACGCACCAGGGAGAUCUACGAGAAGGCCAUCGAGGCUCUGCACGAGCAGCAUAUGCGCCACAUGUGCGUCAAAUUCGCCGAGCUGGAGACGAAGCUGGGCUAGGUGGAUCGAGCCAGGGCCAUCUACGCUCACAGGUGUGCGAUCCCCGCAUCACGGCGGACUUCUGACAGACCUGGAAGGAGUUCGAGGUGCGUCAUGGCAACGAGGAUACGAUGCGUGAAAUGCUGCGGAUCAAGCGUUCCAUUCAGGCCACCUACAACACUCAGGUCAACAUGAUGGCUGCCCAGUUUGUCAACACGAACACGAAUGGUGUGGCUGCCGAUGCUGGUGCUGGCUCCGGACCGGAUGCCAUGCGGCUGCUCGAGGAGAAGGCCCGCCAGGCGGCGGCCGAGGCCAAGCAGAAGCCCGCCGAGAA
Drosophila miranda is the source of this 1252-nucleotide messenger RNA. Its product is annotated as pre-mRNA-splicing factor syf1 homolog. NCBI's taxonomy places the organism in Eukaryota, Metazoa, Arthropoda, Insecta, Diptera, Drosophilidae. The coding region runs from base 736 to 939 and encodes 67 amino acids. The transcript has 2 exons. Gene Ontology annotation, cellular component: post-mRNA release spliceosomal complex; Prp19 complex; U2-type catalytic step 2 spliceosome. Gene Ontology annotation, biological process: generation of catalytic spliceosome for first transesterification step; mRNA splicing, via spliceosome. The record is from RefSeq and is a predicted model, not a curated record.